Vigna angularis (adzuki bean) is the source of this 1823-nucleotide messenger RNA. Its product is annotated as phosphatidylinositol/phosphatidylcholine transfer protein SFH11. The transcript is spliced from 12 exons. Bases 158 to 1675 code for a protein of 505 amino acids. The record is from RefSeq and is a predicted model, not a curated record. NCBI's taxonomy places the organism in Eukaryota, Viridiplantae, Streptophyta, Magnoliopsida, Fabales, Fabaceae.
UAGUUACAUCACAUCAACCUCUUUCUACUGUUUUACAAUUCCUUCCUUCUGUUAGUUACAUUUUCCCCCCAUCUGAUUCUAAUUCUCAUGUAGAAUUCAACCCUUGUUCAAUGAACUUUUUGGGUCGUGCAUCCUAGCACACGGUUCGUAUAAAAUAAUGAUUCAUUUUGAGCAUCGUAGGCCACCCACAAGUAGUGGUAAAGUUUUUACGGUUAAAAGAAAUGGCCAUCGAUUACGGUUUUCAAUCGUGAGAGUAGCGUUGUGUUGUUUACAAAUGAGAAGUCCGAAGGCAGAGUCCGACGACAGGGACGUGACCAUAGCAAGAGGUGAAGAUGAAUUGCGUCCUGGUUUUCAGGGAUUGAAGUUUGACAGUGGAAGUGGUAGUGGUAAGAAAAAAAAAAGUAUUCACCCUCCGAUUGAAACGCAUUGGGAUCUGCAUUCAUCAACGUCAGGGAAAAAGUCUAAUUCGUCACCUAUCAAGUCACUCUUGUCAUUGUCAUUCCCGUUCAUGAAAUUUAGGAGGAGUAAAAGCCUUGUAAUGAUUCUAGAAGGAGCUCGUGAUCCCAAGGAUAAACAGAUUGUCGAGUCUUUUCGCGAAAUGCUUUUACAAGAAUCUCUCUUGCCACCUAAGCACGAUGAUUAUCACACUCUUCUGAGGUUUCUGCGCAUGAGGGAUUUCGACAUGUCAAAAUCCAAAGAAAUGUUCCAAAAUUAUCUCAAUUGGCGCAAGGAAUUUCGAGUAGACCAGCUUCCAAAGGAAUUCAAUUUCACGGAGUACAAUGAAGUGAAGAACUGCUAUCCUCAUGGAUACCACGCAGUUGAUAGAUAUGGAAGACCUUUGUAUAUUGAGAGAAUUGGGAUGGUAGACCUUAACAAACUGGGCCAAGUUACCACAUUUGAAAGGUUUAUCAAACACCAUGUGUUAGAGCAAGAGAAAACUCUCAAACUAAGAUACCCUGCAUGUUCUCUAGCGGCUAAAAGGCACAUAGCAUCCACUACAAGUAUCUUGGAUGUCAACGGAGUAGGAAUGUCUAAUUUCUCAAAGCCCGCAAGGUACCUCUUCAUGGAAAUUCAGAAGAUCGAUAGCUGUUACUAUCCUGAGACUCUAAAUAAGCUAUUUAUUAUUAAUGCCGGAUCUGGGUUUAGGAUGCUGUGGAAAGCAGUAAAGACAUUUCUAGAUGAACGCACAGUAGCAAAAAUUCAGGUGUUGGGCUCUAAUUAUCUCAGCGUACUGCUUGAGGCUAUCGAGCCGAGUAAUUUGCCAACUUUUCUGGGUGGUAACUGCACAUGUUCCGAUUAUGGAGGUUGUCUGAUGAGUGAUCGAGGGCCCUGGAAAAAUCCAGAAGUGUUGGAAAUGAUUCAGGCUGUUAACUUGAGAGAAGAGAUCGAUGGUAAAUGCGAGGAUGUUGAGGUGGCUACAGAAGAUUCCUCGAUGCCUAAAAAGGUUGAGAUGCAGACCAAAGAUGGCGAUAACACUUUGAGUCUGCUUGAGGAGACAGCGUGCGCGGGGUCAGACUCUGCAUGUACUUGUAGGUUAGCAAUGCAAAAAAUUGAUUGUCUUGAAGCUACUCUUGGAGACAUACAGAAUAAAAUCAAGACGCUGGAAGAUGCACUUCAAAAGACCAUUGUGCCAUCGAAAGAACAAGCACAGCAUUCCGAUCAACCAGCUGUAUAAAAGUGGGUAGUUUCAGCACUGUUGCAGCAGUAUGCUGUUGCAGUGAGUCUAUUGAUUUUUUCCCAAUUCUCAUUAUUGUAAUAUAUUGAAGUUUACAAGAUCUGCUUUGCUAAUAUCCUAACAUGCUCGUGGCAAAAAAUUCUACCAA